AUGAUACUAUUCAAAGUGAGUAAUUCAAUUUAUCAUAGUCUUCUUGAUUCUUUUGAUUUUUCAGUUACUGUUCGUGGUGCAACAAGUUCCGAUCGUUUCAAAGGUAUUCUUUUGGUUGCUAAAGAUGCAAGUGAUCAAAAUAUUUUGGGCAGUUGGUCAUCAAUUAAUUCAUCAGUUCAAGUUGUUUCUUGCGAUGGUACAUUGUCAAAUGGCAUUACGCACACAUCAUCAACUAAUAAAUCUCAAAUUCAAGCGACUUGGCGUUCUCCGUCUACGAUAACUGAAAAAAAUAUUGUUAUCAAGUAA
Molecule: messenger RNA, 306 nt
Organism: Rotaria sp. Silwood1
Lineage: Eukaryota; Metazoa; Rotifera; Eurotatoria; Philodinida; Philodinidae
Source: the annotation of a GenBank genome assembly